Phlebotomus argentipes is the source of this 1487-nucleotide messenger RNA. It is a transcript of the gene U3-55K, whose product is annotated as U3 small nucleolar RNA-interacting protein 2. NCBI's taxonomy places the organism in Eukaryota, Metazoa, Arthropoda, Insecta, Diptera, Psychodidae. Gene Ontology annotation, molecular function: protein binding; snoRNA binding. Gene Ontology annotation, cellular component: small-subunit processome. The transcript has 2 exons. Bases 66 to 1436 code for a protein of 456 amino acids. The record is from RefSeq and is a predicted model, not a curated record.
ACGCGUUUUUCUCAAAAUCAAAACAUCUGUGAAAUUGUGAAAAAUCUCUAGGAGAUCUUGUGAAAAUGUCCUUUUUCAUUCGUGGAAAACCUAACGCGAAGACUUCUGGUAAAGUCAAGGAGAAAUUCAAGAAGAAUGCUCCGAAACCCGAUCAAAUAUUCUCUGGGAAAAGGAAAAAGUUCGAAGACGAAGAAAUCCAGAGUGACGAAGAAAUUCUCAGCAAUGACGAGGACUUCCCGACCAGAGAGUCAUCAGAUGAAGAUGUGGAGACGCCUCAGGAGAAGCGCCUGCGUCUGGCGAAGAAGUACCUCGAGGAGAUUGAAAAGGAAGAGGAAAAGCGCGCUGAAGAGACGAAUUCUGCUGUGAACGUAGAUAAGAGACUGGCAAAUGAAUAUCUGGACAGCGUUGGGAAGCUUCGGCGACUCGUGGCGAGCAGUUAUCUGGGAGUUGACGAUUUGCAGAUGCUGAAGCACAAGGCUCAGAAGGCGCCAAUUACUUGUAUUUGCCUGGCAAGAGAUGGAAAGACGAUGUUUUCCGGGAGCAAGUCUCCGGUGAUUGUUAAGUGGAACGUUCAGGACUGGCGUCCGGUGGGUGUGAUCAAUCUGCUAGAUGGAGGGGAGAAGAAAACAAAGGUUCAUGGAGUUUGCCUUACGAUGACCAGCGAUGGGAAGUUUUUGGCUGUUGGUGACGGAAGUGCUGUCGUCAGAAUCUAUUCACCGGACACUUUGGCCUCCUUGGGUGUGCUCCGUGGCCACAGAAAGCCCGUGACUGCGCUGGUGUCGAGGAAGGACACCCACGAAAUCUAUUCCGGGAGUGAAGAUCGAACCAUUGUCGUCUGGUCGCUGGACGAAAUGGCCAAGAUUGAGGUGAUGUUCGGCCAUCAGGCGACUGUAACGGACCUGGACGCCCUCACGAGGGACAGGGCUAUUUCUUCUGGUGGAAAUGACUGCAGUGUUCGGAUCUGGAAGGUAUCAGAAGAGUCCCAACUCGUCUACAACGGUCACAGUGGGAACAUUGACAGCGUCCGACUUAUAAACGAGGAGAAUUUCCUCUCUUGCGGCGACGAUGGCACACUCUGCGUCUGGAGCACCAUGAAAAAGAAGCCCUUGUGCAUUAAGAAUCUUGUCCACGGAAAAUCCCAGACAAAUGGCGAGCCUAAUUGGAUUUCUGCCAUAGCAACGCUCACAAACACCGAUCUCGUGGCUUCAGGAUCUUGCGAUGGAUUCAUAAGGGUGUGGAAGUUAGAAUCCAACUUCAGGAAAUGCGUUCAAGUCAUGGAAAUCCCAGUUCCAGGCUUUGUAAAUGCAUUGGCAUUCACGCCUGAUGGGAAUCACUUGAUAGCUGGUUUAGGUCAGGAACAUCGCCUGGGCAGAUGGUGGAGAAUGUCCGAAGGACGAAACUGCAUAGCCAUCAUUCCCUUCCGGAGGAAAAACUGAGGAAAACCGUCGAGGAAGUCAAUAAAUUGAGGUAAUGCACACAAUUAUGUU